AUGCAGGACGAUAUUGCUGAAUUACGACGUCAACUGGAGGAAGAGAGACGGGCAAGGGAAGAGGCGGAACAGCGCCAGGAAGAGGCGGAACAGCGCCAAGAAGAGGCGGAACAGCGCCAGGAAGAGGCGGAACAGCGCCAGGAAGAGGAGAGACGGGCCAGAGAAGAGGAGAGACGGGCCAGAGAAGAGGCAGAACAACGACUGCAGCCCAACUCUCUAUUUCGCCUUCUCGAUCGCUGCCACGAAUCUCUGUCACAGACGAUCCGAGUCGAGACGAACGCGACCCUGACGACCCAAGGCAACGUGACUGACCCCGUCAAUCGACUUUUUCCCAAGCGGAUUGUUCCAUGGCUUGAUUUCCCUCAGAUCCAGGAGCAAAUCUGGAAGAAACUCGAGCGUGCAGUCGGCUUUACCUCACGUCCGCUCUUUCCUUCCGAUAACCAGCUAGACUAUGUCGCAACAAAUGUCCAAGACCGACCGAUUUACUCAGAAGCGACUUUACGAAAUUUCGAGCGAGACACUGUGGAUAACUUUGUUGAAAAGAUUGUCGAGGCAUUACGAGGCGAUGAAACUUUGCAACGGGAGUUUGGUAUUGAGGGCCGAGUGGCCUUUUAUGACCGC
Messenger RNA from Aspergillus ruber CBS 135680, 621 nucleotides. RefSeq lists its product as uncharacterized. The record is from RefSeq and is a predicted model, not a curated record. NCBI's taxonomy places the organism in Eukaryota, Fungi, Ascomycota, Eurotiomycetes, Eurotiales, Aspergillaceae. The transcript has a single exon. The annotation marks the transcript as partial.